Xenia sp. Carnegie-2017 is the source of this 1031-nucleotide messenger RNA. Its product is annotated as GPN-loop GTPase 3-like. The record is from RefSeq and is a predicted model, not a curated record. NCBI's taxonomy places the organism in Eukaryota, Metazoa, Cnidaria, Anthozoa, Malacalcyonacea, Xeniidae. Gene Ontology annotation, molecular function: GTPase activity.
UCUAGGUGCUGUGCUUUUAAAACAUGAGAUACGCUCAACUUGUGAUAGGACCUGCAGGAAGCGGAAAAUCCACGUAUUGCAACACCAUAGUUCGACAUUGUGAGAACAUUGGAAGGGUUGUUCACGUGAUUAAUUUAGAUCCCGCAGCCGAAUAUUUCGACUAUCCACUUUACGUAGAUACUAGGGAACUUGUCCAACUUGAAGAUGUCAUGGAGGCAGAUGACCUAAAGCUUGGACCCAAUGGUGGAUUAGUGUUUUGUAUGGAAUAUUUGAUCAAGAACAUUGAAUGGUUAGAGGAACAGUUAGGUUACACUGAAGAGGAUUAUUUCAUCUUUGAUUGCCCAGGUCAAAUAGAACUUUACUCUCAUAUACCGAUAAUGAGACAGUUUGUUGACACUUUACAACAAUGGGAUAUCAGGGUGUGUGCCGUGUUUCUUGUGGAUUCAAAGUUUAUGGUCAACACAAGCAUGUUUUUUUCUGGUGUACUGGCAGCACUUUCCGCAAUGGUGCAGUUGGAGGUACCUCAUAUUAAUGUUAUGUCGAAGAUGGACCUGCUUAGCAAGGACCAAGCAGAAAAUAUUGAAAGAUUUCUUGACCCAAAUCCAAAAGUCAUAAUGGAUGAAAGUGGAGCUGGCAGAACAAAAAAGCAUGAAAAACUAAACAAUGCCCUUGCUGAUGUCAUUGAAAACUUCAGUAUGGUUCAGUUUAUACCAUUGAAUAGGACAGAGGAAGAGUCAAUUGAACAUUUGCUUGUACAAAUUGAUAAUGCCAUACAAUAUGGAGAAGAUUUGGAAGUUAAAGAAAAAGAUACAUUUGAUUACGAAGACAAAGAAUUUUCGUGGAAUAAUGAUGAAAAUUGAUUUUCAGUGAUUUUGCACCUUUGGAAUAGUCACAUAACAGUGAGGGGGUGUUGGUUUUUCAAACCUCCUCCCUCAUCUUCCCCACUUUCAAUAUUGUGUGGUAAAAGACCGGCAUUAUCAUGGUAUAAUCAUAUUAACUUCAUAGUAGAGAAUUUUUUCUGACAUUCAAAA